Messenger RNA from Aspergillus ochraceoroseus IBT 24754, 656 nucleotides. RefSeq lists its product as uncharacterized. The coding region runs from base 45 to 578 and encodes 177 amino acids. The transcript has 2 exons. NCBI's taxonomy places the organism in Eukaryota, Fungi, Ascomycota, Eurotiomycetes, Eurotiales, Aspergillaceae. The record is from RefSeq and is a predicted model, not a curated record.
CUUUGCGGAAGCGCAGGGAUUCUAACUGUCCGUCUGGUACGGAUAUGUCGUCACUGAGUCCCGAUGAGAUGUUAAGAAACAUUCCUAGCCCUGAAAGUUCACCUGGGAGCAAGAGACAGCUGAGUUGUGGCAGCCAACCGUGGAUGGAUGAUAUGAUGGGCCAAAUGAUCAGUGGUGAAACUGUGUCACCGGUAUACUUUGGCGAAGGCUUCUUUGGUGCUACUCCCCAAGGUAGUGAGGAGGACACGAGCAUGUCGUUCGGGGUUCAUGAUGACGACGAAGAUGAGCAAUCCCAGGAAUUAAAGAGAGCCCUCUUCCCGGAAUGUGAAAUGCCUGACAGCUUUAGCCCGACUCCAGGAUAUCUGUUGACUCCCGGAGGAUCGUUGUCAUGGAUGGAUGGUACAACUCUCAGCCACCAGAGCUCUAUAAAGGGAACAACGAUGGAUAUGGAUGUUUCAGAGUCUCUGCUGUACCAAGUUUCAAUUGACCUGUCAUGCACAGCCGACCAAUUGAGCAAUAUCAUGACUCGACUAGCUAGUACCGGGUCAGCUGUAAAUGUCAAGAUCGACACAUGUUAGACUCAUUAGAGGAAUGAAUGAGACCGUAUAUUUUAGGUUUAGUUGACAUGCACUCCCAGAUGGUGGGAGAUUAGGGAA